AGAGAGCAGAGAACAGACAUUCACAGAGACACUCUUGUGACUGAUCAUGAAUCAGGUGUGCUGGAACUAAAUCCAUCAGACUCAGAUGUCAGAGGAGAAAUCGUGGAUUUGCGGGGAUAUGCGCGUGCAUGAGGAUUCGUACCGUUGGGUAUUGAGGGCACGAGCAUGAGGAACGGACGGGCUCUGUCCGAUCAAUGGGCCGACAGCGUGGUGGUCCGGCCCCGCACGACCGAACAGCACAUCACGGUGCACAAGAGACUCGUGUUGGGCUUCGCCAUCUCCAUCCUCACACUCAUCAUCGUCAUGGCCAUCGCCAUCACGCUCAGCUUGAGCUUCCAGAGAUGCGCUGGGGACAGCAGCGGGGUUCAAGCCGCAAACGGCUCCAGUAACAGUAAAGUGAAACAGUCCCGGGACAGGAACAGCAGCAGAUACUCAGAGGACGCCCAGCAGCCCUGGAGACAUGUGCGCUUACCGGCCACCCUGCGCCCUCGCCACUACGACCUCCAACUGUCCGUGUACAUGGAGAACUUCACCUUCUCCGGUGAGGUGAAUAUUGAGUUUGAAUGCGUCCGCGCCACUAAGUUGAUCGUGCUGCACACGGACAGGUUGGAGAUGGAGAAAGUGCUGGUGUAUUCCGACAGUAAGAAAGCUGCAGGCGCCAUGAGGAUCCAGCGACGCUUCCACUAUCAGCCCAAGCAGGUGUAUGUGAUCGUGCUGCACAGAGAGAUGAAGCCCCUCAGAACAUACAAGAUCAACAUCACUUUUCAUGCGCCCAUUCAACAUGAACUCUUGGGAUUUUUCCGCAGCUCAUACAUGUUGCAUGGACAGAGAAGGUAUCUUUCUGUGACACAGUUCUCACCGACUCAUGCCAGAAAGGCGUUCCCAUGUUUCGAUGAGCCCAUCUAUAAAGCCACAUUCAAAGUGAAUUUGAAACAUGAGAGCUCGUAUCAGUCCCUGUCCAACAUGCCAGUGGAGUCCUCAACAUCUUACAAGGACGGGUGGGUGACAAACCAUUUCUUCAGGACACCCCGCAUGUCCACAUAUUACCUGGCCUGGGCUGUGUGCAACUUCACCUACAUAGAAGCAGUCACGGAUAAUGGAGUUGUGAUUCGUCUAUACGCCAGACCUGAUGCAAUCCAAAGCGGAUCGGGAGACUACGCUCUUCACAUCACCAAGAGACUCCUUCAGUUCUACCAGGAUUACUUCAAAGUCAAAUAUUCCCUCCCCAAAUUAGAUCUGCUGGCCGUGCCGAAGCAUCCGUAUGCAGCCAUGGAGAACUGGGGUCUGAGUGUGUUUGUGGAGCAGAAGAUCUUGCUGGAUCCUGACGUCUCUUCCUCCUCCUAUCAGAUGGAGCUCACCAUGGUGGUGGUGCAUGAGAUCUGUCACCAGUGGUUUGGAGAUCUCGUCACUCCAGUUUGGUGGGAGGACGUUUGGCUGAAGGAGGGAUUUGCUCAUUUCUUUGAGUACAUUGGAACUGAUUUCCUCUUUCCAAAGUGGAACAUGGAGAAGCAGAGGUUUCUCACUGAUGUUCUUCAUGAGGUGAUGUUAUUGGAUGGUUUGGCGAGUUCUCAUCCAAUCUCUCAACAAGUGUUUGAAGCCACAGACAUCGACAGAGUGUUUGACUGGAUCGCAUAUAAGAAGGGAGCCGCUCUUAUCCGUAUGCUGGCUAACGUCAUGGGACAGCCGCUAUUCCAGAGAGGACUCAAUGAUUACUUGAUGACGCACAUGUACGGGAACGCAGCGAGAGAUGACCUGUGGAACAAAAUGUCUGAGGUCAUGCAGAGGGAGGGGAAAGAUAUCAACAUCACGUUGCUCAUGGACCACUGGACUCUGCAGAUGGGAUAUCCUGUCGUCACCAUCAGUAAGAACAACAGCCUUAACAACAUCAUCUCCAUCUCCCAAGAGCACUUUGUCUAUGACACAGAUGCCAAGAGCCGCCAUCCUGAGCUGUUUAACAAAAGCCUUCAGUGGCAAAUUCCCCUGACGCUCACAGUGGGAAACUCCAGUCACAUAUCAACAGAGACAAUCAUCUGGCUCUCCAAUACAACAGAGAUGCACAGAGUGAGUCACAUGGACGAGGAGACAUGGUUGCUGGGCAACAUCAAUCAAACCGGCUACUUUAGAGUAAACUACAACCUCCACAACUGGAGACUUCUAAUUCAACAGCUGAUGACCAACCCAACGAUCAUCUCCGUGGGCAACAGGGCUGGUCUGAUCGAUGAUGUCUUCAAUCUGGCGAGAGCAGGGUAUCUGCCUCAAAACGUCCCCCUGCAGAUAAUCUCAUACUUGUCUCAGGAGAGUGAGUUUCUGCCGUGGCACGCUGCUAGUCGAGCUCUUUACCAGCUGGACAAACUCCUGGACCGCACCGAAGACCACAGUCUGUUUAGUGACUAUGUGCUAAAACAGGUGGCACCAAAGUAUCACAAGAUGGGCUGGCCAUCCACUUCCUCUGACAGCUCCUUCGUCCUGGUUGCUUAUCAGACCGAAGAGCUGCAGAGAGAGCUGAUCAUGCUGGCCUGCAGUUUUGGAAACAAACACUGUCACCGGCAAGCUGUGUCUCUCAUUUCAGACUGGAUUUCCAGCAACAAGAACAGGAUUCCACCCAACAUGCGGGACAUUGUGUACUGCACAGGUGUGUCUCUGAUGGACGAGGACGUGUGGGAGUUUAUAUGGAUGAAGUUCCACUCCUCCACUGUUGUCUCUGAGAAGAAGGUUCUUCUGGAAGCCUUGACCUGCAGUGACAACAUAUUCCUGCUCAACAGACUACUGAAUCUGUCCCUGACCUCCGACCUGGUGCCGGAUCAAGAUGUGAUUGAUGUCAUCAUACAUGUGGCCCGCAAUCCAAUCGGAAGACAUUUAGCAUGGAUGUAUUUCAGAGAGAAGUGGGACAUAUUGAAUUCCAGGUAUGGUGAAGCCUUAUUUAUGAACUCCAAAUUAAUCAGCGGUGUGACAGAGUUUCUCAACACUGAGGCCGAGAUGACUGAGCUGAAAGAGUUUAUCCUGACCAGUGGAGGAAGGGGAGCACCUGCGUUCACUCGAGCUGUUGAGAUUGUUCAAGCUAAUGUAAAAUGGCACAUGCUGUACGAGCAACAGUUUUACCAAUGGCUGCGGAAAGCUCCUGACGGUUAACGCAACAUCAAGCAUGGAAAACUUUAUAAGCAUGGAAGCUCAAUCAGACAUUAAGAGGCCAGUGAUCUUUGACAGUGAAACCUGAGCAUUAUUAAAAAAAAAAAAAAUCAUACAUUUCUAGACUGUGAGAAUCUGAAAAAAGUUACAUUAUAUUUCCCAGCAGAGAAUCCCAGAGAACAACAGUGCCGCCCUGCUGCCCAUCACCUUUAAUGAUCUCACUGUAUUCACUCUCUAAAGGCUGCUGCUGUCCUGAGAGCAAAGACUCUUAAAAUCUCAAUUUAAGUGAUAGGCUCCUCUUUGCUUAUCUUGCACAAUUCAACUUUUUGUUAUUGACUCUUAUAUUUUGUAUAUAAUAUAAAAUGUGGCCAUAUCUACCAUCAUCAAACAAUCAAUUAAAGAUGACUGCAGGGAAAGAGUUUAUCUGUCAUUUGAGAUGACAGGCACUAUGUGGAAGAAGAAUGAACCCAGUUAUAAUGGACAAACACAUUCUUGAUGUGACUGAUCAAAGGUUAAUAAUAGUAAUUGAAGAAUUCUUAAAGUUGCCUAUAUCUCUGCUUUCUAAGGUCAAUAAGGGAUUGCUAUAAUAGUGAGAGAUGAAGAUUAUAUGUUGAAGGCAACGUGUAUAUACAUGCAUGUUAUACAAUGUGUAUAUGUAUUUAUACAGUUAUAUAACAUAUAUGGGUCAAUGACAAAUAAGGAUGGUCAGAGCUUAAUCUUACAUAAUAAAAAGAAAAAAAGAAAAGAAAACAAAAAUCAUUUUCAACAAACAUGUUAAUGACUCUAAAAUGUUUGCUAUGUCCAUCAAGUAUGAGGCAAUUUAACUUCCCUUAUAUCUUGAUUACACUUGAGUGUACACAUUUUUACCGAUAUUUAAAGUUUUCAAACAUGUUUUAUUUUUAUUUUAUUUUUUAUUUUUUUUAGGUAAAUAACUAACCUAGCUAUAAAAUAUUACAUUAUAUUAUACUUCACAUAUAAGAGACAUAAGCUGAGUUCGGAACGUCAUUCUACCGUACUACUCAUAUUAUUUAUGCCAUAUAGUUAUGACAGGAAUAGUAAGAGGAAUAUGGUUUUAUACCAUUUUGACCUUGAUAGACAGUCAUAUGGUUCAUUUCCUGUUUUAUGGAUGUCUUGUCACAUGACAAAAACAUGGCUUCCUUCAUGUUGUUACACCAAACCAUCUUUGAUUUGGCUGAUAUUAAUAAGAUAAAAAAUAAUCUUUAUGAUUAUUCCAAAUUACUUUUUUCCCCCUUCAUAAAUAUCUCAGGAUGGUUACACCACUAGACAUGUUUGACUUUAAGCCCCACAAAAAUGUCAAAAUUAAUUUUAAAUUGAAAACACUUUUAUCAUAGAAUAUAUGUAUUCAUUGUGUGUAUGAAAUGCAUUUUUAAUGUCUUUUAAAUAAAUAAAUUGAUUUGGACACAAACAAAAUAAAUAAAUAAAAUGAGCAUCACAUCAUUAUCCCAUAUUCUGUACACUUUUCCAACUCUUCUGCCAAAACCUACUACUUCCAAAGUAGUUUUCAUUUGUAUUUACAUUUAAAUAUAUGUUGGUUCAGAUCCUUUGUCAAACCAGUAACCUAAAU
Molecule: messenger RNA, 4711 nt
Organism: Myxocyprinus asiaticus (Chinese sucker)
Lineage: Eukaryota; Metazoa; Chordata; Actinopteri; Cypriniformes; Catostomidae
Product: thyrotropin-releasing hormone-degrading ectoenzyme-like
Exons: 20
Coding region: 166-3129 (987 amino acids)
Biological process (GO): proteolysis; peptide catabolic process
Cellular component (GO): cytoplasm
Molecular function (GO): metalloaminopeptidase activity; zinc ion binding; peptide binding
Source: RefSeq, a predicted model, not a curated record